AUUAUUUUUAAUAUCGUUUUUCGAGAGAUGAUAAUUUUGAUACUUCUAUCAAUUGUAUAAGCUCAAUUGGAUUAGCUGCGAGAAACAGAAUUGGGAUCAACUUUAUUAGAAACAGUUUAACUGCAUAUUUAAGCAGAUGAACCUACUGGAGAUUUAUUGUUAUUAUUGAAUGAAAUUCAUGGUAAAAUUAAUUGAUUAUAAUUCAUUAGAUAAACUAUUGAAGCAAAGGAACAUUACAAAUAAACUCUAAAAAUCAAAAUUAGAUGAGUGCAUGCAUAAUGUUGAAUCAUUAGAGGAAUUGAUUGUAAAGCUAAGGGAGAAUAAAGUAGUUGUGAAAAUAAUCAAUAGUUUGAUGUAAAAGAAGAGAUAUAUUCACAUAAACCUCACAUUGAAUAAUAUGAGCACAUGAAAUCAACAAAGAAUAAAGAAAAGGAACUUUUAAUAAAAAAUAUUGAGAUUUGCCAAAAUAGAGAGAAUUCUCAAAAAGAUUAAUAUCAUAAAUUAACAGUCUAAUUACAAGAGAAGAGAUAUGAUUAUGUAAAUCAAAAGUAAAAUUUAUUAUAUUCUUAAGUUUAGAAAUCCGUUAUCUCUGAAAAUUGAUUAAUCAAGUUUAAAACCCUUAUUAAAUGAUUUGAUUGAUUUCACAACAGAUAUGAUGUCAUUAGAAGACAAAUAUUUCGAUGAAAAAGAACAACAAACAAGAAAUUUAAUUUAAUUAUAUUAAUCUUAAUUAGAUAGCGUCGUAACUUUUUUGAAUGAAAUUUAAGAGAAUAUUGAAGAAACAGAACAUCUGGUAAAAUAAUUAGAAUUAGAAUACAAUGAAAUCAAUCAUAGAAUUAAUGUACUCAUCAAUUUAUAUUAGUUAAAACAAGAAUAAGUCAAUGAUAUCAAGCAAGAGUGCAAUAAUAUAUUUUAAUAAACUAAACAUCAAUCAUAACACAUCACUAAGGAAAUUGAAGUUGUCAAUUAAAUUAUUUAAUUAAUUGAACACAAUUUUGGAUGGCUACGUUCACAAUUAGGAUUAUGAUCACAUAAAAAUUAUUACCC
Molecule: messenger RNA, 1047 nt
Organism: Paramecium sonneborni
Lineage: Eukaryota; Ciliophora; Oligohymenophorea; Peniculida; Parameciidae
Source: the annotation of a GenBank genome assembly